Cydia pomonella (codling moth) is the source of this 378-nucleotide messenger RNA. RefSeq lists its product as uncharacterized. The transcript has 5 exons. Bases 1 to 378 code for a protein of 125 amino acids. The record is from RefSeq and is a predicted model, not a curated record. NCBI's taxonomy places the organism in Eukaryota, Metazoa, Arthropoda, Insecta, Lepidoptera, Tortricidae.
AUGAACCUUGUCUCCAUACACGAAGGUACAGUGAACACCCUGAAAUCUCUGCACAUUCACGUACCAAAGGCUGUGCUGUCUGGCACGAGCGCGGAGCUGAUGUGUACUUACGAGUUGGAAGGUGCCCAGUUGUACUCUAUCAGGUGGUACAGAAACAUGAUGGAGUUCUACCGCUACGUGCCGAAGGAGUCGCCGGCCACGAAAGUGUUCCCCGUCGCUGAGAUCAAAGUCGACGUGGCAGGUUCGGACGCGAACCGGGUGAUUCUAACAGAAGUAGACCGAACUCUGACAGGAGAGUAUCAGUGCGAAGUGUCAGCUGAUGCUCCGCUGUUUCACACAGAUAUUAAAGCCGCCGAAAUGGUAGUAGUAGAUAACUAA